AUGGCCCUACUAAAGGACUGGCCGUUGCAAAACAUUAUAUAUACCAGCAUAGUCGGCGUCGUGCUUUUGAUGGCAUGCCUUGAGUGGUUUCUCUGGUUGGCAGCGUUCGUCUAUUGCCUCGUCAAAGUCUUUAAAAAGGCAGAACAUUGGUCCAUUAAUGUCUUGUGCAUCAUUGUUGGCGCUGCCUUUGUUCUCUUCCGGGUCAUAUUCCUCCCAAUCAUGAUGGUGACACUGCCACUUCCGGAUACCAUUACAGAGCUGUGGCCGAAAGAGAUGGUGUCCUUUCUCCAGUGGUUUGCAUUCUGGACCUUCGCGAUCCUCUUGACAGUGCCAUGGUUGUUCUGUAUCUAUCAAGUCGUGACAAAUCAACUCGGUCGAACGAAGCGUAUGAAACAGGUGCUCGAUGAUGUUACUGCGCCAAAGGUCAUCAUAGUCAUGCCUUGUUACAGAGAGGAACCCGAGGUUCUCCUCAAAGCUGUCAACUCAGUUGUCGAAUGCGAUUACCCGCCCGCCUGUAUCCAUGUUUUCUUGUCCUUCGACGGGGAUGAGGAGGACGAACUGUACCUCAGCACUAUUGAUAAGCUUGGUGUGUCCAUGAAGAUGGAGACAUACCCCAAGAGUAUUGAUGUCACAUAUCGAUCUGCACGUGUAACCAUUUCACGCUUUGAGCACGGAGGAAAACGUCACUGCCAGAAAGUAACUUUCAAGCUCAUCGACCGAGUUUACGAAGAGUAUCUCAAGCGCAACGACAAUCUGUUCAUUCUCUUUAUCGACUCCGACUGUAUCCUAGACAAGGUAUGCCUACAGAACUUUGUCUACGACAUGGAGCUCAGCCCUGGCAAUUCUAGAGACAUGCUAGCUAUGACAGGCGUCAUUACCUCGACGACGAAGAAACAUAGCAUCAUUACCCUGUUACAAGACAUGGAAUACAUACAUGGACAGUUGUUUGAACGAACCGUCGAAUCUGGCUGUGGUUCCGUCACUUGUCUGCCGGGAGCACUGACGAUGCUGCGCUUCUCAGCUUUUCGGAGAAUGGCCAAAUAUUAUUUUGUAGACAAAACAGAGCAGUGUAAAGACCUGUUCGAUUUUGCUAAGUGUCACUUGGGAGAAGAUCGCUGGUUAACCCAUCUAUUCAUGAUUGGAGCCAGAAAGAGGUACCAGAUCCAGAUGUGCACAUCGGCCUUUUGCAAAACCGAGGCUGUGCAGACAUAUCGGUCCCUGGUUAAGCAGCGGCGCCGAUGGUUUCUAGGCUUCAUCACAAACGAGAAUACCAUCCGAACAACAGCAUUAUUGUUCUUCAUCAUGGUUUUGGCCCUGAUAACUACAGUCAAGAAAGUGGACGACCUUCCCGUAGGCUUCAUUGCCGUCUCUUUGGGGCUGAAUUGGCUGCUGAUGCUGUACUUUGGAGCCAAGCUCCGGCGAUUUAAAAUCUGGCUCUAUCCACUCAUGUUUAUUCUUAAUCCGUUUUACAACUGGCUGUAUAUGGUUUACGGUAUAUUCACAGCAGGGCGGCGAACUUGGGGCGGGCCACGAGCCGAUGCUGCGGCGGCGGACGCUCACACGACAGCAAGAGAAGCAGUGGAACAAGCUGAGAAACAGGGAGACGAACUGAACGUGGUCCCCGAGACGUUUAAAGCGGCACGCGAAGCACGUAGGGCUGCCUCAAAUCGUAUGUCGACCGCAACCACCGAACUCGGACGCACUCGAAGCGUGGUGCGACCACCAGACAAGAUUGAUGGCAAGUUUUCGGCACGUCAGAAGACAGCAUCGGGAACAUAUGCUCAUCCAGAUGAGAUCGAUACCAGCACAGAGGAUAUCGAGAUGGGGAAGGCAACAUCCCAUGAGGUCUCGAAGCCUCAAGAGUGUGCGGAUCUCGGGGUUGGAACACAGCGAAGAAUGAAGCUCUUAAUGGAUGAGGAAAACAUUCGGAAGUACGAGAUUGCACAACAAAUGCAGGACCGAGCUUCUCAGGUGAGCGAUAUGGAGGGCAUCCGGUCUAGCCGCGGGUUCUCAGCUUCACCUAUGAGGCGUACUGAAAUUUCGGGAGAUAUGAUCACUUCCCCAAGUACGAUCGAAUACAACCAGGUCGCCCGAGAUGAACCAGUUGAAUCUCGUCGUCGGAAUUCCAUGGAGAGAAGUAUUGGUACCACCAGCGUUGACGGGGGACAAACAAGGCUUGGAUCAAACAUGUCGUUUGCUAGUCGAAUGACGAGAGGGAGGCUGAAGAAAAGCCGUUAG
Messenger RNA from Fusarium tjaetaba, 2238 nucleotides. Its product is annotated as chitin synthase. Bases 1 to 2238 code for a protein of 745 amino acids. Lineage: Eukaryota; Fungi; Ascomycota; Sordariomycetes; Hypocreales; Nectriaceae. The record is from RefSeq and is a predicted model, not a curated record. Gene Ontology annotation, cellular component: cell septum; cell periphery. The transcript has 4 exons. Gene Ontology annotation, molecular function: chitin synthase activity.